Ananas comosus (pineapple) is the source of this 944-nucleotide messenger RNA. Its product is annotated as rac-like GTP-binding protein 5. The coding region runs from base 96 to 689 and encodes 197 amino acids. Gene Ontology annotation, cellular component: plasma membrane; cytoplasmic vesicle; cytoskeleton. The transcript is spliced from 7 exons. The record is from RefSeq and is a predicted model, not a curated record. Gene Ontology annotation, molecular function: GTPase activity; protein kinase binding; GTP binding. NCBI's taxonomy places the organism in Eukaryota, Viridiplantae, Streptophyta, Magnoliopsida, Poales, Bromeliaceae. Gene Ontology annotation, biological process: cortical cytoskeleton organization; actin filament organization; establishment or maintenance of cell polarity.
UUGGGGGGGAAGCGAUUUGGGUCUCUCUCUCUCUCUGUGUGUGGAAGGUUUGAUAUGCGUAAUUGAAAAGGUGGAGGGUAGAGGAGGAGGAGGAGAUGAGCGCGUCGCGGUUCAUAAAGUGCGUGACGGUGGGGGACGGCGCCGUGGGAAAGACCUGCAUGCUCAUUUCCUACACCAGCAACACUUUCCCCACGGAUUAUGUGCCGACAGUGUUUGACAAUUUCAGUGCAAAUGUGGUAGUUGAUGGUUGCACAGUCAAUUUGGGUUUGUGGGAUACUGCUGGGCAGGAGGAUUAUAAUAGAUUAAGACCAUUAAGCUAUCGUGGAGCUGAUGUUUUUCUCCUGGCCUUCUCUCUUAUUAGUAAAGCCAGCUAUGAAAAUGUUUCUAAGAAGUGGAUUCCGGAACUAACGCAUUAUGCACCUGGUGUUCCAAUGAUUCUUGUCGGGACAAAGCUUGAUCUUCGGGAUGACAAGCAGUUCUUUGUAGAUCACCCUGGUGCCGUUCCCAUCACAACUGCUCAGGGAGAAGAGCUGAGGAAGUUAAUCGGAGCCCCUGCGUACAUCGAAUGCAGUUCAAAGACCCAACAAAACAUCAAAGGCGUUUUCGAUGCUGCUAUUAAGGUCGUGCUGCAACCGCCGAAGCAAAAGAAGAAGAAAGGGAUGGCGCAGAAGGGCUGCUUUAUUUUGUGAUCCGUGAGGAGGACGACCGCGAGCGACUUGUAAUCUUUUUCUCUUCUUUUAGUUUGAAAUUUAAUUUCACGCUUCAAAUCAACUUGACUUUGUUUAUUCUAUCGACGGCAUUGAAAAAGCUAAGGAGGCAUAAAAUGUUUGAUCUGUUGUUCUAUAUUCUGUCUAGUGUUUAUUAUGUAUGAUGUUACCUUUGCUUUCUUUUUUCUUUUUUUUCUCUUUUGUUUUUUUGAGGAAUGGGGUAUUAAAAUCUUGGAA